ACAGCAUCCUGGUGACUGCAUCGCAGUGAAUCGGACUUCUGAAGCAAGCAGCCCAGCCUAGCAGCUGCUUACCUCCCUUUCUUCCCCCCCAAAAGUUGAGAUGUGUCACUGCUGCACUGAGCUGAUGAAGAGGCUUGAGCACUCUCUGGGAGGCUUAGCUGUGACAGAAGCGCUGCCGCUGUCUCCUGAAGCUGAUCCCAAGACACUAAUGUGCAGAGUUUAACACAUGCUGGACAGGGCACCUGCUUGCUGGAGCCACGGCUGCACGGUCCCUUAAUUCCAAGCCAUGAAUGAAUCCAGGUGGACUGAAUGGAGCAUCUUGAACAUGAGCAGUGGCAUUGUGAAUGUGUCUGAACGUCACUCCUGCCCACUUGGAUUUGGCUACUACAGUGCAGUGGAUGUGUGCAUCUUUGAGACCAUUGUUAUUGUCUUGCUGACAUUUCUAAUCAUUGCCGGGAAUUUAACAGUCAUCUUUGUCUUUCACUGUGCUCCACUCCUGCACCAUUAUACCACCAGCUACUUUAUUCAGACGAUGGCAUAUGCUGAUCUUUUCGUUGGAGUGAGCUGCUUGGUUCCUACUCUCUCACUUCUCCACUACUCCACAGGUAUCCAUGAGUCACUGACCUGCCAGGUUUUCGGAUAUAUCAUCUCCGUUCUAAAAAGUGUUUCUAUGGCAUGUCUUGCUUGUAUAAGUGUGGACCGCUAUCUGGCAAUAACCAAGCCUCUUUCCUACAAUCAACUGGUCACCCCCUGUCGCCUGAGAAUUUGCAUUAUUUUAAUCUGGAUCUACUCUUGCCUAAUUUUCUUGCCUUCCUUUUUUGGCUGGGGGAAACCAGGGUACCAUGGUGACAUCUUUGAAUGGUGUGCCACCUCUUGGCUCACCAGUGCCUAUUUUACUGGCUUUAUUGUUUGUUUACUUUAUGCUCCUGCUGCCUUUGUUGUCUGCUUCACUUACUUCCAUAUUUUUAAAAUUUGCCGGCAGCACACCAAAGAGAUAAAUGACCGGAGGGCCCGAUUUCCCAGCCAUGAGGUGGAUGCCUCUGGAGAGACUGGACACAGCCCCGACCGUCGUUACGCCAUGGUUUUGUUUCGGAUAACCAGUGUGUUUUACAUGCUGUGGCUCCCUUAUAUAAUUUACUUUCUUCUAGAAAGCUCCCGGGUCUUGGACAAUCCAACGCUGUCCUUCCUAACAACCUGGCUUGCUAUAAGUAAUAGUUUUUGUAACUGUGUGAUCUAUAGCCUUUCCAACAGUGUUUUCCGGCUAGGCCUCCGAAGACUGUCCGAGACAAUGUGCACAUCUUGUAUGUGUGUGAAGGAUCAGGAAGCUCGAGACCCCAAACCUAGGAAACGGGCUAAUUCCUGCUCCAUUUGAAGAGAACUAUAUAGAAAUCAAAUGUAAUCCGAAAGGGGUUUUGGAUUGUAUUCUUGAUUCAUCUGGAAAUUUGCCACUAGAGAAAUAUUUACUUGAAUAGUUGACUAUGAGAUGGAGAGACAAGAGGUUUUUUUUUUUUCCCCUUCUUUUUCCACAGUGGUGAUGGUGGGGGGGAACUAGAGAAAAGAAUGUAUAGAGGGCAAUCUCAUGAGAUAAUUAUAGAGUGUGAAUAUAAAUGUACAGUAAUAGCAAAAUUAAGCACUGAGGAUGAAAAAAAAAAUGAAAAAAGUAUCUCAGAUCUUCCACAGGACAUGAGCAAAGCCCCUCGGCAUCUCUGUCUUCUCUGAGCUCUCCCCUCUGUCUUUGCCUCUCAUUCCGUCUGUCUAUGUCUCUCUCCCUCUCUUUGUGUUUGUGGAAGUUACUUACAUAAAUUGCCCUUUGUAGGAAAAUGCUACAUAUUAUAUAUGUGGCAAUGUACAUUUUUUUUUGCAUCAAUGCAUACUUUUACAUACGAAUCUACAAUCUAUAAGUGGUUUCUCCAUGAAGGAUGCGUAGUAAGCAUUGUAUUUUAUUACCUGCCACAUAACCCUUUUGCUUGUGUUUUUAUACUAUCCACAGCGUAAAAUUUCUGCUAUAAACAAAAAGAAACAGUAUUUUUGUUCUGGCUAAAUAUGCUUAGCCCCCCCACCCCCUUUCUGACAGCCUGCUCUUUCUUUUUCUCUCCAUUUUUCUUGAUCUGCCUCCUUCGGUACCUUAAUCCAAAAGUGUCUUAGCUAAUAAAGAAUCUACCAUAUAAAACAAUCAUAAUGUUAAAUAAUCUCUUCCUUCCAAUAAAGCAAUCUAUAGCUCAUUUCAGAUAUUGUGUUAAAUAUUCUUAAUAGCUUUUGUAAACAUUUUUAUCUGGUUCCUUUUCAUUCAGUUCAUGUGCCCAAAGUGGUAUCUUUUUUUUUUUUUUU
Molecule: messenger RNA, 2328 nt
Organism: Enhydra lutris kenyoni (northern sea otter)
Lineage: Eukaryota; Metazoa; Chordata; Mammalia; Carnivora; Mustelidae
Gene: GPR52
Product: G protein-coupled receptor 52
Exons: 2
Coding region: 287-1372 (361 amino acids)
Biological process (GO): G protein-coupled receptor signaling pathway
Cellular component (GO): membrane
Molecular function (GO): G protein-coupled receptor activity
Source: RefSeq, a predicted model, not a curated record